Branchiostoma floridae (Florida lancelet) is the source of this 1753-nucleotide messenger RNA. RefSeq names its product low-density lipoprotein receptor-related protein 1-like. Gene Ontology annotation, molecular function: protein binding. The transcript is spliced from 2 exons. The record is from RefSeq and is a predicted model, not a curated record. NCBI's taxonomy places the organism in Eukaryota, Metazoa, Chordata, Leptocardii, Amphioxiformes, Branchiostomatidae. Bases 127 to 1677 code for a protein of 516 amino acids.
UCGUAAAGCUGAGUAUGCAGAGACGGUAUACGCCAACGUCUAAAUAUUUUUGGACCGCACGCCAUUGUCCUAAUACAACAUCGGUACGCGGAAUGCUACUGUCAUUCUUCAUCCCAAAAUCCAAUCAUGGCGACCGGCUUGCUUCUGUUUGUAUGCCUGCUGUCCAUCGAGCAUGCCUCCCUCACUCGUGCUGCCAACAUAACCGUAGAGUGCCCGUCCUCUACCUUCGCAUGCAAGACGACUGACGACUGCGUCGACCUUAGCGAGCGGUGUGACGGGUUCCGGUCCCAUUGUCCGGACGGUUCCGAUGAAGAGUGCACGACUCCGGACUGUGUGUCCCCAGACGUUUUCAGCUGUGAUAUUGACGACCGCUGCUUCUCUCUCUCCCGAGUGUGUAACGGAGUAGAAAACUGUCCCGACGGCUCCGAUGAGGUAGAUUGCAUGUUAAAAGAGUGUCCCUUACCAGGCUAUUUCAAGUGUGUAGGUAGUGCCACUUGUUUCCCACCAGUGUGGCAAUGUGACGGGUGGGAUGAUUGUGAAGACGGCUCAGAUGAGAAAGAUUGCACUAGCAAAGAGUGCUACAACGCCUACGAUCUCAAGUGUGAAAGUAGUGGAGUAUGUUUCUCUCCAUUGAAGCAAUGUGACGGUUUUGACGAUUGUGCAGACGGUUCAGAUGAGGAAAACUGCACCAGCAUUGAGUGUCCCUCGCCCGAGGAUUUUAAGUGUGAAAGUAGUGGUAUUUGUGUCCCUCCAUGGAAGCAAUGUAACGGGUUGGAUAAUUGUAUUGACGGUUCAGAUGAGAAAAAUUGUACAAGCAAAGAGUGCCCCUCUCCCGGGUAUUUCAAGUGUGAAAGUAGUGGUAUUUGUGUAGCACCACAUUGGCAAUGUGACGGUGUGGCUGAUUGUCUAGACGGUUCAGAUGAGGAAAAUUGUACCAGCAUUGAAUGUCCCUCUCCCGAGUAUUUCAAGUGUGAAAGUAGUGGUAUUUGUUUUCCUCCAUGGAAGCAAUGUAACGGGUUGGAUAAUUGUAUUGACGGUUCAGAUGAGAAAAAUUGUACAAGCAAAGAGUGCCCCUCUCCCGGGUAUUUCAACUGUGAAAGUAGUGAGUGGCAAUGUGACGGUUUUGACUAUUGUUCAGAUGGUUCAGAUGAGGAAAAUUGCCCCAGCACUAGCAAAGAGUGCCCCUCUCCCGGGUAUUUCAAGUGUGAAAGUAGUGGUAUUUGUGUAGCACCACAUUGGCAAUGUGACGGUGUGGCUGAUUGUCUAGACGGUUCAGAUGAGGAAAAUUGUACCAGCAUUGAAUGUCCCUCUCCCGAGUAUUUCAAGUGUGAAAGUAGUGGUAUUUGUUUUCCUCCAUGGAAGCAAUGUAACGGGUUGGAUAAUUGUAUUGACGGUUCAGAUGAGAAAAAUUGUACAAGCAAAGAGUGCCCCUCUCCCGGGUAUUUCAACUGUGAAAGUAGUGGUAUUUGUGUAGCACCACAUUGGCAAUGUGACGGUGAAGAUGAUUGUUCAGAUGGUUCAGAUGAGGCAAAUUGCACUAGCAAAGAGUGUUGGAACCCCUACCAUCUCAAGUGUAAAAGUAGUGGAGUUUGUUUCACUCCAUGGGGGCAAUGUGACGGAGAUUAUGAUUGUGAAGAUGGUUCAGAUGAGGAAAAUUGCACUAGCAAAGAGUGCUAGAACCCCUACGAUCUCAAGUGUAAAGGUAGUGGAGUAUGUUUUUCUUCGUGGAGGCAAUGUAACGGGUUGGAUGAUU